AUGGCUAAGGAAUCAAUAGUUUUGUUUAUAUUAAUCGCCGCUUGUGUGUGUUUCCCUAUGGACAAAGAACUACCGAUAACCAAUUCAAUUGUGGUACACCCCGCAGGGCAUCACUUUGCCAAGGACUUGGAAACUGCCGAAUCAAACAACUAUUAUCCCCCUCCGCAACCUCCUCAUCACAAUAAUUAUCGCCCCCCUCCUCCCCCUCCCCCUCCCCCACAUCAUCAUCAGCACUAUCGUCCUCCUCCGCCUCCUCCUCCGCAUCACCAUCAUCAGUAUCCUCCACCUCCUCCUCCGUCACAUCAUCAUAAUCAAUACCCACCGCCUCCGCCUCCGCACCAUCAUCAUAAUCAGUACCAACCACAACCGCCGCCUCCACAUCACCAUCACCAUCACCAAGGGCACGAUGGGUCUUACAUACCCUUUCUACUCGGUGCAUUAUUUGUACUGCGCUUGAGCUGUUUGGAGACUGCUGAAUCGGCAAAUCCUCCACCUGUUCCGCCAGUACCGCCAGUACCACCGGUGCCACCAGUGCCUCCAGUCCCACCUGUUCCGCGCACACCGGACACACCCCAUUCAUCUUCAGGUUCUGGUAUUAUUAGGCAGGUAGCUUUACUGCUCAGUGCAUUAAUCAUACUGAGCUUUAACUAUCCAGCCCAUGCAGCAACCAGCAAUAACAAUGCACAAACGGUAGUUGAUAACACUGGAUGGGAUUUAGAGACUGCCGAAUCGGCAGAUCCUCCACCUGUACCACCUGUUCCGCCGGUGCCACCACUUCCACCUAUUCCGAAUCCACCUGUUCCUCCGGUACCACCCGUUCCACCGAUUCCACCCGUUCCACCGGUUCCACCAUCUUCAUCAUCAAGUUCAGGCUCAGGGAUCGAAAUCACCAUCGGUGACGUCACCAAAACUUGCUGCAUUUUCAUCUCGGACAACACUGAACUCAACGUUCUGGAAGUCGGACUAUGA
This is a messenger RNA of Sabethes cyaneus, 969 nucleotides long. RefSeq lists its product as uncharacterized. The transcript has 5 exons. The record is from RefSeq and is a predicted model, not a curated record. Lineage: Eukaryota; Metazoa; Arthropoda; Insecta; Diptera; Culicidae. The coding region runs from base 1 to 969 and encodes 322 amino acids.